AUGACGGUGGCGAGAAGAAGCAUCGAAGGGCAGGAACUGCUAUACCACUCUAUCAAAUACACGAAUAAUAUUUUCGUCCUCAGUGAGCUGAAAAUACAUCAAGGGUCCACUGCACUUACCCUAUCGCUCAAAUCGCGCCAUAUACAAGCUGUUGCGAACAUUAACGAGAUGUUCCAGCUCAUUCUGAGCAACUAA
Molecule: messenger RNA, 195 nt
Organism: Angiostrongylus costaricensis
Lineage: Eukaryota; Metazoa; Nematoda; Chromadorea; Rhabditida; Metastrongylidae
Source: the annotation of a GenBank genome assembly